Cryptomeria japonica (Japanese cedar) is the source of this 4540-nucleotide messenger RNA. RefSeq lists its product as uncharacterized. Gene Ontology annotation, cellular component: nucleus. Gene Ontology annotation, biological process: DNA repair. The coding region runs from base 150 to 3953 and encodes 1267 amino acids. The transcript is spliced from 13 exons. The record is from RefSeq and is a predicted model, not a curated record. Gene Ontology annotation, molecular function: phosphoric diester hydrolase activity; nucleic acid binding; hydrolase activity, acting on acid anhydrides, in phosphorus-containing anhydrides. Lineage: Eukaryota; Viridiplantae; Streptophyta; Pinopsida; Cupressales; Cupressaceae.
CAAGGUGCUAUUGCUCGUAGUAUAGUAGUUUCAUGGAUGAUUGGUGUCUACGACUUUUGUAUAAGGGGGCAACGACACUAGUAUAAUACUUCCAGCUUCUCUACACUGAAAUUUUCUCCUAUGUCUAGCCAUAAUAUCCGAGUAGGGAAAUGGCCGAUCGCUUCUCAUCUUCUUCGCCCAAAAGAGGAUGCAUUUUGGAAUGCGACCAGAGACAAAAAUGGAAGAAACAGAAACAGAAAGAGCGAGGUCACGCUUAUGUAUUGCGCCCUCUAAGCGUUCCCAUGCUCUGUGCAAACAACAUCUGUACUCAAUUACAUAUAAUUCCAGGCAAAAUGUAUACGGUUGGCAGGUCUAAGAGCAGCUGUGAUGUCAUUUUUGAAGACACACGGGUAAGCAGGCAGCACUGCCAACUCUACUGCCAUUCUCUUUCGCUAGGUCGAAAUAAACUCUUCGUUGUUGAUGGAACAAUAUCAGAUAACUAUUUUACGUUGUUUCAGAAUAGUAUGGAACAAAUGCUGUAUUGUUCCACUUGUAAUGAGGAGGAGGUUUCAAUGAUUAAAUGUGCGAAACCUUCGGCGAAUGGGGUGUAUGUGAAUGGAAAGCUAAUGAAGGCGGGACAUUGCAGGGCUUUGUGUGGCGGGGAUGAGGUUUCUUUCGUUUCUCAUCCUUCCCUUCAUCCCACUUUUGGACCAUCUCUUGGCUUUGUGGUGGAGGAGCUGGCGCACUCUGUCAUGCCAGCUUUGAAUAGUGUUAAUGUUAGUGUUCAACAAAGAGUGAAUGAAAGCCAUGAAAUUCAAGAACCAUCUGUUAUAAGUCAAUCCCCUAAAAGUGAGGAUUUGGAAAACACAGGUAUACAGGAUAGCUUAGAUGCAGGGUUUGUGCAAAAAGAUGUAGUGGGAAAGUACGAUCAGGGGAGAAUUGCAUUCGCGCAUGGAAUGUCAGAGAAGAAUCUGUUUAUCGAUACGAAGGUACAAUCUGAAAAAGGAGCAGCAAAUGUUGAUAAACCUGUCAUUGAUAAUAUAUGUGAGAAGGAUUCUUCGGAAUGUGCGGAUAGUAAUGGGCAACAAAAAUUGUCCAUGUCAAAUUGCGAAUGGUUUGAAAUAGAAGAAAAGCGACCUUGUACCAAUGUAACUAAGAAGAAUGCUUUCAGUUACAUAAAGGUUCAAGAAGAAUUCACUGCAGGGAAUAAUUUGAACAGGCUCUCGUCUGAAGCUGCUUUAUGUCCUUCAAAUGAAGAACGGGAAAAGUUUCAUGAGAAUGUCAACAUCAUAUUAACGGGUGAAACGUGUUUAGAAAAACAGGCAUCUUUAAAAGAAAGAAAUAUUGUGCAAGAGUUUUGUCCUUCAAAUGAUGGCAAAAUGACAGAUCGGGAAACUAAUGUCAAGGAGGUUGAUGCAUUAUUGAAGGAGAUACAUACUGAGAUCCACGAGGAAAAAACAAAUUCCGGUGAUGGCAAAAUAAGAGAAGAGGUUAAUGAUUUAGAUAUGGAAGAAAAUGGGUUGUCAAAGGGUUUUUCGAUUAAUGAUCCUGUCCUUACUGGAAAAUCAUUUUGUUUGAAUCGUCUCGAAUUUAUGGAACCAAAUUCAUGGAGACAUCGUGGAACAAUUUCUCUGUGUGAUCUUAUGGUUCCUGUGGAUAGUCUUCAAGGCAUAUUUUGUACAACCUUUUCGAGUGAUAUUCUAUGGUUUUUGACUUAUUGCAGAGUGCCAACUCAUCUACCUGUAACUAUUGUAUGCCACAACACCAAGCGUUGCUGGAGUAGAUGCGAUGACCAACGAUGGUCUAAACCAUAUCCUGAUUGGCCCAAUCUGACAGUCGUAUACCCACUCUUUCCUGAGACAAUUGCCUUUUGUAAAGGUCCACGCCAAGGUGUUGGUUGUCAUCAUUCAAAGAUGUUUCUUUUAUAUCGAAAAGAAAGCCUCCGCCUUGUCAUUACUUCAGCAAAUUUAGGUCCUCGUCAGUGGCUUCAUGUGACAAACACUGUUUGGUGGCAAGAUUUUCCUUUCAGAAGUACAAAGAAUUUUCUAUCCCUGUUUAAAUCUUCAUCAUUUUCUGAAUCGAAGGGUACUGUUGAUGGGGAUUUCGUUGCUCAUUUGGCUGGUUUUAUUGCUACUCUCAUUUCUUGUGUUCCUAGUGAAGCACAUUGGGUUGAAGAACUGACUCAGUAUGAUUUCAGAAAGGCUUCUGCAUAUUUGGUUGCUUCUGUUCCAGGCAUACAUGGAUGUCCUCAUCCUUGUCCUCAGCUUCCUUCGAAAUUCCAACCUGGAUUUUGCCAGUCCAAUAAAGUCUUGUUUCGCUAUGAAAGCUUCUCGGUCGUUGCACUUAAGUCCAGAGGUUGGGUUCUGAGUUGUAGGAAUGUUAGAAGAUUGGGGAAUAGCUCAGACUGUCACAGAUUCUGUGACUGCAACCUAGAUCCUAUUUCAUUCAGUCCCAAGUCCUCAAACUGCACAUCUACCACUACAAAUUGUCUUGGCACUGUACCAACCUCUGUUGUUGGAUUAAGCUUUCAUUUUCGCGCUGCAGCUGAUCCAAAGGGAGAAAGGUUGAAGGCUCUUACAACUCUUCUUAGAAGUUCAAGACCAAAUGUGGAUGGUAUGAUCCCAGUGUUGCUGAGGAGGACUCUUAAUGCGUGUACUGAUGCAAAUGCCAUCAGUGUCAUUGUCUGUGACAUAAAUGGCUCCUCUGAAGAAUUCUUCUUAGAAGAAUUUUCAACUACUCAUAUUCCUAGAAGAUUCUUGGAUUCUAAUAGCGUGAACCUUGGUUUUCUUCCCAAGGAUGUUGCAAAAUGGAUUGCACCUUUAUGGGAUGCUGCUAUUUUCAACUUUGCUGCAUAUGUUUGCCCUCAUGAGGCCCUUGAAACUGCUUCAGGAAGAAGCAACAACAAAGUCAAUCUCAUACUUGAUGUCUUUAUGGGACAGAACUUUUCCCAGCUAUCCGCAAUGUCAAUCUGCAGUAAGCAUAGUGUUUUCAUAUGCAAUCUUCUUGGGUCUUUACAACGCCCUUAUGGACUUUGGCGCCUUCAAGAGGUGCUUUCACAAUACAAAUGGCCUAAUUCCAUGGAGACAGAUUUUAUAUAUGGUUCAUCCUCCAUUGGAAUGUCUCUUGAUGCACGUUUUCUAGCUGCCUUUGCAGCAGCUGCAGGUAGAAAGUCAACUUCAUCUGCAGCAUCUGAUGAGACAGACCCAGAGUGGGGGUGUUGGGAUGCUGAACAUGAAUCAGAAGAUCCAUCAAUUGGAAUUGUGUUUCCUACAAUUGAACGAGUAAAGAGUGGGAAAGACGGGACUCUUCCAUACAGUCGUCUUCUUUGUUUUGCAGAGAGGACAUGGGAGAGACUAAAAUCUGCUAAAUUUCUACAUGAUGCUAUUCCUUACCCAAGAGAAAGAGUUGGCUGUCCAAUGCAUACUAAGGUUGCAAGACGGCGCUUCCAAUAUUGUUCCAGUAAGCCAUCGUUUGGGUGGAUAUAUUGUGGGUCUCACAAUUUUAGCCCUGCUGCAUGGGGGCGUCCUUUGUUUAAACCUACAGAUGGUAAAGCAGCAACAAAUGCUGGUUCAGUAUUAGGUUCAACUCUGCAUAUUUGUAAUUAUGAGAUUGGACUUAUUUUUAUUGUUCCGCCUCCUGAAGACCCAGAUUCUAAUUCAAAGGAUUGUGGAAAUCUGGACAAUAUUACUCUUCCAUUUAUUGUACCAGCACCUAGAUAUAAAGAAUCAGACCAACCAGCAACAAACAAGGCUAUGCAUGAAGCUAGGAUUGAGAUGAUGAAUUUCCAGCAAAUGAAUGAAGCAAACGGUGUAGAAUGUUUGGAGCUAGUCACUGAGGAAGCUUUAAUCGAUGAGGACAUUCCAAUUGAAGAUGCUUAUGAGGAAGGCGUGGCUGAUGGUGGGCAGGAGGAAGAGGAAGAAGAACAAGUGUAUGCAGAAACCCUUUGGAAGCAAAUUGACUGUUGUCAAAGCUGAUCUAGACUGGCUGAUUCUUUCAAUUGUUGGCUUCCAGUUCAUUUAGAGGCCAUUAAAUUGUAGCUUAUUCAUAUCCAAUCUAUUCUUGUCUCUAUUAUUGUAGCAACAAGUGUUAUGCAGGGUCUUGUACACAAUUAACUGCAUCAAAAACAGUGGUCAUUGUAUUGUAGAUUUAAAGGCAGGAGUAACUGUAUCUAUUAAGAAACGGAAUUGAAGUUUAUUGGGACUAUGUUGAACAAUUGUUUAUUGCUAUUGUAUGCCUUGGAGAAUGGAUUUCGUAAGCAUAGAUAAGCUUAAGUGUACUUCCCCCUUCCCUCCUCUCCCCUCUCUUUUUUCCAUGAAAACAGAUUUUACUGGAAUUGAUAUUGACAAUAGAGACCUCCUGACUGAAAUGUUUAUGGAUAUGGAUAUGAAUAUGCAAUCUAUGAUGGAAUCUGUCAUUAGAGCGGGCAUCAGUGUCAUUGAUGAUAGAACCAUUAGAAACACGGCAUAAUUUAAGCUCCCUGCAAUAUCGAGACAUGAAAUGAUUGUGUACAAGGUUUGAUAAAUAGAUUCUUUCUGCUGAAUUCCCAGUUAUAACAGUGACA